Monoraphidium neglectum is the source of this 453-nucleotide messenger RNA. RefSeq lists its product as hypothetical. The record is from RefSeq and is a predicted model, not a curated record. The transcript is spliced from 2 exons. Bases 1 to 453 code for a protein of 150 amino acids. Lineage: Eukaryota; Viridiplantae; Chlorophyta; Chlorophyceae; Sphaeropleales; Selenastraceae.
AUGCUGGGGCCGUCGGACCACUUAGCCGCGCCCCUCGAAAUUACGCACGUGCUGCCGCUGGCCCCGCCCUCCCCUUGUGCCCCAAGGUACGAGGUCUGGCGGCGCCGCGUGCUGGGCGGCCCGCGUGUCGGGCGGCGGCUGCGCGCGUUCAUCGCCUCCACCGUGGUCCCCGUGGCGCUCGCGCUGUGGUUCGCGCAUAACGGCUUUGACGUGGAGAAGACCAAGGGCCAGGUCAAGUCGGCCGCCCGCCACGUGCGCGCGUCAGUCGGCGGCGCCUUUGGCGGCGGCAAGCGCGGCGGCGACGGCGGCAGCAGUGGGGCGCAGGCGAAGGGCGGGAAGGAGAGGGGCGUGGCGCCGGCUGCGGCGCCGCCGCCGCCUGAGCCCGCCCCGCUGGUGGUGGUGGUUGAGCCGCCACCGCCGCCGCCGCAAAAGAAGGGCUGGUUUGGCUUCUGA